AGAAUCAUUUAUGUUAAAACCACGGGAACUUCGUUUCAUACUUCAAGUUGAGGUGUAAUUAUGCAAUUUCCUAUAAGAGAACAAAAACUAGAGAAAAAGGAAUUUAAUAGACACCUAGUUAAGAUAAGAAACACCGAUUUUAAAAUUACAACUUUAAUUCAAUGUUUUGAAUUAAAAUCGUAGAGAGAAGAGAGUGAUGCUUGAGUUAUCAUCGUAUACAAAACUUUCUCAAUCAGAAACAGUUAAUAAAACAGAGAGCGAAAACGAAUCUGAUAGUCUUGAGAUUUCUGAAAAGUCCACGUCUUCAUCCGAAGACCCGAUAGAUUUAGUUCUGCUUGAGAUCGGAAGAAAGAAAAAAAAAAUUAAAAGAAAAUAUAAACGACACCAAAUGGACAGAGUUCGUAGUUUCGGUGGAAGUGAAUCGUAUGAGGUACUCAUAGGAUCAGCAAAACGACGAAAACAGUUUUUGAUACUUGGGGGCUUAUGUUUUGUAGCAAUUUUAGUGAUCCUUGCUAUAGUUCUGUCAGUUGUAUUAAUUAGCAAAGAUGACAAGGAAAACAAUCAUCAAGAUCUGGAAUUAUCAGACAUUUUAUCGGGAAGUCUUCAACCUAGAAGAUUUAAUGGAACAUGGAUUGAUGACAAUACUUUUCACUAUUUUGACACACAUGGAAAUUUUAUGGUAUACGAUGUGGCACAGAAGAAAUCUGAAAUUUUUAUGAACAAAAGUUCAGAUAAAUUUUUUGAAGCGAUUUCGUAUGAAUUCUCGGCUGACAGAAAAUACAUUUUGACUGCAACUGACUACGAAAAACUUUUUCGCCAUUCCUUUUUUUCAUAUUGGUAUGUUUAUGAUGUUGAAAGAAAAGAAAAUAUUCCAGUCACAAUCGAAGGAAAACAAUUGAAGUAUCGAUUAGUUAAAUUCAGUCCUAUCGAUAGUUCUAUGAUUAUUGUUUACAACAAUAACAUUUACUAUAAACGUUCUCCAUUACUACCUGAAAUUCAAAUAACAACUGAUGGAACUUAUGAUAAUUUAAAAUACAUUUCAAAUGGUGUUCCCGAUUGGGUUAACGAGGAAGAAGUUUUUUCAUCGAAUUCUGCAAUUUGGUUCUCGCCGGAUGGAAACAAAAUAAGCUACAUUCGAUUUGACGACACUGGAGUACCAUUGAUGUCUCUUCCAAUCUAUGGACCUGUUGGUUCUUCUCUUUAUCAGUAUCCACAAACGCUUUCAGUUAAUUAUCCAAAAGUAGGAACAAAAAAUCCUCUUGUGAGUCUUUUUUAUGUGGACCUCAGUUCUGUCACUGAUGCAAAUUCGAUUGUUCGGCAUGAAGUUCAAAUUCCCGAGAGAUUCAAGAACACUCAACAAGACCAUUUAAUAACAUCAGUUUCAUGGGCAUCAAAUAAUGAUUUAAUAGCAGUAUUUAUGAAUCGCGUACAAAAUAAAGGAGAGAUUCAAAAAUGUUCAACUGAAGGAACCCCAAUCUGUACCGAAAUGCUAAUUUUAGAUGUUGAUGGUGGAUGGAUCGAUUUUUUCAGCAGUCCUUUAUACAACAAAGACGGAAAUUCGUUGAUAUUUAUUGGAUCUUAUGAAGGCUAUCGUCAUGUUAUGUCUUUAGACUUAAUCACUUCCGUUCUUUAUCCACGAACCAAAGGGAAAUUUGUUGUCACUGAUAUUUUGAGUUUCAACAAAGAGCAUAACGUCAUUAUUUUCACAGCGAACACAGAAGAAGAUGUCAAAGCUCAACAUAUUUAUGCAGUGAAAAACCUAGAAAAUUCAACAGUAAAUUGUCUGACAUGUACACCACCAUCUCAAUACUCUUACUUUACAGCUGAAGUUUCAGAAGGUGGAAAUCAUUUAGCCAUAAUUGCAAAUGGCCCAGAAGUCCCACAGGUUCACAUGUAUUCACUUGAUGUGAGUGAAUCCAUCAGUUUGAAAAAUCACAUUGAAUUUCAAGCCAAUAAUAAUCUCGUUGAAAUCUUGAAAAAUCUUACAAUGCCAAGAAUUAUUUAUGACAAAAUUGUUUUGCCAAAUGGUUCGGAAUCGCAAGUCAUGAUGUUUCUCCCAUAUGACUUAGAUAGCAAUAAAAAGUAUCCACUAAUAAUUGAAGUCUAUGGUGGACCUGAUUCUUCUAGUGUCACAAACAGGUGGUCGAUAGAAUGGGGAACCUAUCUGGUUUCAGCUCGUGAUGUUAUAUAUGCUAAAAUCGAUGGCCGUGGGGCUGGAUUACGAGGAGAUAAAAAUCUAUUUGAGUUAUAUAGAAAUCUUGGGACUGUUGAAAUUGAAGAUCAAAUUGAAACAACUAAACUUUUGAAAGAGAAGUAUUCUUAUCUCGAUGAAGUGAAAACUGCCAUUUGGGGUUGGUCUUAUGGUGGAUACGUUUCUGGAAUGAGUUUAAUGACUGAUACAAGAAAUGUUUUCAAAUGUGCAGUUUCUGUUGCACCUGUUACUGAUUGGACUCUUUACGACUCUAUCUACACUGAACGUUAUAUGGGACUGCCUGAUGAUAAUGUUGGAGCUUACGAAAAAUCCCGAAUGAUGAAUUAUAUUGAAAACAUUACAGCCUACAAUAAGACUUACAUGCUUAUUCAUGGAACUCUAGAUGACAAUGUUCAUUUUCAACAAGGAAUGUUAUUAGCUAGAGCACUUGAGCGAAAAGAUAUCCAGUUUAAAGAAAUUAGCUAUCCAGACGAAGAUCAUUCGCUUGCUGGAGUUCGUCCGCAUUUGUAUCACUCACUUGAACGAUUUUUCAUGGAUUGUUUUGAAGAAACAAACUAGUUCAUAUCAUAUUUUUUGAUAUCUAAAUAUGCUAAAUUCGCCAUGUGACUUGAUUCUUUUUUAUUCCCUUAUAAAUAAUGUUGAACCAUUCAUUAAAUUGUUGAUAUUUAUGUACAUAUAUUUGAUGUUAUUAUGUUCGCAUUAGGUUCAUCAGAAAUGAUAGAAGUACCUAGCUAGACAGAGAUUUUUAUGUCUAACAUAAAAAAGUGUGUUAAGAAAAAUGUUUGGAUGUUGUAUUUUAGUAAAUAAAUAUCAAUUUAGAAGAAUUUAUGUAGAAAGUUAUAAAAGAAAUGUGCCUAUCCCAUACCUAAUAAAGUUUAUGUUUGCGAUAAGUUUGCAAGCACUAUUUAUCUUUGAUAAACUCUAGAAUUCAUAGUGUACGAAUUGGAUUUGUUUUAAGAUGCAAAUUACAAUUUUAUUUUCUUAUUUCUUCCGUAAUACAUUAUGUUUGCAAUAAAAAGAACAAAAAUUUAACUCUUCAUAUGUAUUGAACAGUAACUGAAACUUUUGUGGAUUUAAUUUCUUAGUUUUCUUAUGAUGUGUUACAAUUUCCAUUUAAUCUCAAAUAAUCUUGCUUCACUUCCUUUUUUGUCCCAUUAUUUCGUUUCAUUUCUCAACUAAAUAGUAAAUAUUGUUUAAUUUUUUUUUGUGAAAUAAAAUAUAAAUUAAUUAUAUUGAGCUUAAUGCUUUUUCUUUAAUGUUUCAUUGACUUCAAUAUGAUUUCUAUCCAAACGAUCGAUAACUUUUCUGAUUGUUAUAUGAACAUGAAUUAUCAAAUGAUAAUUAAGAUGUAGAUAAUUAAAAAUAUAUCAAG
This is a messenger RNA of Clunio marinus, 3584 nucleotides long. Lineage: Eukaryota; Metazoa; Arthropoda; Insecta; Diptera; Chironomidae. The record is from the annotation of a GenBank genome assembly.